GGUCGAAGUAGUUGAUGAUCACUUCGUUUGUGGUUGUGGGCACAUUUUCGUUUAUUCUCUAAGCGAAGUCCUACAGUUCUAUCACCUUUCUUUGCUCACCUCCAGUAACCCUUGUAUAUUGGGGCCAAAAGCUAUCAAGCAGCCGGUAGAUUUCCCGCCUUUGGAGGACAAAUCAUUUGCAUCCACCGGUGAGUCAAUUACAAACCUUUUCGUUCGCUUUCUUUGUAUUUUUUUUCCUCUAAUUGUGAAUCUCGAAGCUUCUAUGUCCAAAGCGCUACAUUUUUACAUUUUAUGGCCUGUUUAUCAUAUAGCUCACAUUGUUCGCAAUUAUCCAUUGAAUGCAUCCCUAAACAGGACGAUUUAUAUUCAAUUAUCUGCUUCGAGUAUUAAGAUAAAAUGCUUUGUCUUCAGUGCACGCGAAUUGGCCCCAUGCGUUUGUUAUUGUUUAUGUUUAUGAACACUGUCUGUCCUUAAAUUGUAUUUUGGUUCAUAAUAUACACACACAGGCAAAACAAAAUAUAUUAAGCCCAAUAUACACAGGGUUGGCUGCCAUCUGAAUUUCGUUAAUUUGUGAAAACGCCGCUACAAUUGCGCUCAUAUUUUUGUUCCUUGAAGUCGACAAGGCUGUCGCGUGCUACAAUGCUGAGUGAGCGAAAUAGUAUUAAGCUGGGUAUUACAAAAAAUCAAUGGCCCUUACCAGAUAUCCCACACGAGCUAACACUGGACAUGCAAGCUACUAUAGUUGUUCAUCUCGGUCCGGCAAGUGGGGAACAGGGAAUAGUGAAGGUAAAAUGAACAGUGGUUACUGUUGAUCCCCUGUCCACAUAGUAAUAAGCGAUUACCGCAUUCGAGUUAGAGUGAUAAAAAAUUUAGUAUUUUUUUUAUUGGCAUUCUUGGGCAGUGGCAUGGCUUGGAUAGAAAUUCUUCUGAACUUUUUAUUUAGUGAGGAAUGUGGAGUUGCAAAUAGGUGUUGUGCGGCUAGGAGAGAACCCUGGGAACGAGGUUGGUCUUGUGGCCAGGGGAAUUCUUUUAUGCCUGCUAAAUAGCAUACACUAGUCUUCCUUUUUACAAUAUUAUUGGAGUCUAUAUGAUUCAGGUACUUCUGCAUUGCUGUAUAUACAUGUAUAUCACAAUGCUUCUUACUGCAAUAUUAUCACUUCAUAAGUAUGACCUGCUUGCAUUAAAUAUAUUACAUCAAAACUUUGUUGGUGUAAUGUUUGAAGUCCUUCGAUUGUUAUUUGAAACUAAUUUUUUCACAAUCGAUAGAUCAUUUUUUACAUGACAGAAGCACUCGUCUAGAAAAGGGAUGCAUCUGCGAUACUCAUACAGAAUUUUGAAAAAUAAACAAACGAAGAAAACAAGUUGGGCCAUUUGCACCUUCUGCUCCCAGAUGUCAGAUUUUAUCUCCCCAGACCCUCCCCAGGUCAUGUUCCUCUUUCUUAAGGGAGAUUGGACUAUGGAGGAAAUAGGUUAACAAGAGGCCAAACACUUGUCGAACAUUUGUUGAUGCUAUUAUAGAAAUUAAGAGGGUAAUUAUUUCAGCACAUGUUUCGAAGGCCACCCCAAACAGAGCCAAUGGUGGAACCUCGACACUCGCCGGGGGGGGGUACUGGUUUUCCAGCAGUUUACUCUAAUAUAGGGUAUAUAAAUCAGAGCCUUUGGGUCUAGAAUACUGAGGGUAUCAUUUUUCAGGAAACUGAUCAGUUGGUUGAAGAUUUUAUCUAGACUAGGGAUUGUGGUAUAAGGUUUUGUUUUGGCUAGGCUACUGUGCUAGUGACCUCAGUAGUUUCUGGAAAACAGCUACUCUAGGAUAGGAGGGAUUUGAGGAGUUUUACUCUAGUAUAGGGUAGCAAAAUUCAGCUGAACUAGCUCUGGUAUAGGUUAAGGGUCCCAACGGCACAUCCCCACCCAGAAAUUCCUAAAGUCACCCCCCCGGGCCUCGACAUAACGAAGGGCCAAGGGACUGGCAAAAUUUGUACGCUAUAACGAGGUUUCGUCAUAUCGAAGUUCUGUUUCAUAUUUACUAUUACUGGGUUAAAGUUAAUUCUUUCUUUAUACCCAGGAAUUCGUUAUUUCGAGUUUCGUUUUGUCCGCAACGUUCUGUCUGAUUUAUUGGCAAUUCGUUUCAAGUGGAAGGUGUUGUGUCUGACCUUGGUAAAAGCAAUUCUCGGAAGAAUUGUUUCAUACUGUCCAUGGAUUUUUUUUCUUUCGGUGGCGGUUAUAUUUUAAACUGUUUAAUCUAAAAAUGGGUAGAAAUUAAUUAUCAGGAAUCCACUAAUCGCACUACGACUGGGCGGAAACAAGAUUUCUGACAAGACAAUAAAUCUAAAAGCGUGGCUGAUACUUUAACUCAAUUCAGGUCAUGUCUAGACAUUGGAUAAGUUCAAUACGAUAAGCCUGAUAAGAUAAUAUCCAGGGGCUGUCAGCAGUCUCUUCUAAUACCCUGCCUCAUUAAAAGGGUUGCAGGUCAGUCCAUUGAGGGUUUCACAUGUUAAUCAACACUUAAAAAGGAGUAUAACCUACACCAGGAAAAUAUCUCCUAACUUGGUGGUCUGAGAAAAAUUCCAUUUGUUUGAAAUGUAGUUUACGGUAUUUGUACUGAUGAACGUACCCUUUUUUGCUCAUAAUUUUUGAACCUGAGCUAAAGAAGGUUUCAUUUUGUUUUCGCGGGAUCUAAUUUCACGUAAUUUUUAGAAACUUGGCGGAUUUUCCGACAAUUCGAGAAAAUUAGAUCCCUCGAAAAAGAAACUACAGCGAAACUUUACCCCUUUUAAAAUUUGAACUUCACGUUGACUGACUGCAACCUACAAAGAGACUUACAAAUAGCAACUCAAAAGAGUCAUUUAGUAAAGAAGAUUCCAAAACUCUGAGCAAAAUUUGAGACGAAAAACAAAAACAAUUUUUCAUCCGAAUCGCUUAAAGUUUAUCAGUUUUGUGAAGUGCCAGGCUGCGUAACACAAAAGUUGUUAGUAGGUCGAUGUCCCUCGUCCUCUCAUCCCUAUUCAGACUAUUCAGAGGUUUUUUUGUUUGAUAGCAAUGGCCUCCUUGACGCGGCGCUUGAUGAUGUUAUUUUCGACGGAUGGUACUUUUAUGUGUCGGUUGAUGUUGUGACCUGCCGCCCGGCAGUGCUCGAAGACGGCUGAAGUAUCAUGUAGUUAUCCGGGCAUUGUUCACAUUGGAUGUGAUAAACGACCUCGCACGUCAUUAAUUUUUCUGUUCGAUCCUUUACAUUCGUUACUUGAGUUCGCAGUGAGUGGAAAAAUGUCGUACGAGCGGUCUUAAGACCUCUUAACGAUAAACCUGGUAGAUUUGAUAUCGACUUUUACAAUACAAGGCCGGGGCUUUAACGUGUUUUUCCGCAAAAGAACUUACAACUAUAUCCGCGACACUCAUUCUACCUCUGAAAUAGAAUUUCGCGAAAACUUGUUCCCGCUAAACGCAAACCUCAGUCGACGGUCAUCUCCGAAAUUAAACUAACACGAAAAUUCUGCCAAACACAACUGAAUUUUGUGUUUUGGUGAAUCAUCUUUUUUCUGUCAAUCCCAUAUAUUAUUUAUUCCCUUCCGCCGGUUUCCGUAAAGUUCGUUAUCUUUAUCACAUAAACACCCGUUGAAGCGCGUUUUUCUGGGAGGUUUCAGACAGGAUUAGACGGAAAGCGUAAUUGGAUAGCACCAUAUUAGUGUUAUUAUAUUUUUUACUAUAUCUUCUCAUUCCAGCAGACAAGAAAUGCUAUUUGUGAGUCCUGAUAUAAGCACAGGGAUUAUAACUGGCGCGGGGUUUAUGUCAUUAUAGUCGAGUAUAGAAAAUGCUUAGAGGUGGUAGAGUUAAAUUGCUGCAUUUUCGUAUACAUUUGGCCGAUAGAUUCAGUGAUCAAACCCUGUUGAAGAAAACUGCAUCGCUCGCAUGAAAUAUAAGGAAGUAUUAGUUAGGCAUCUCGUGGACAUGACCUUUUUUUGCUAAAACUAAGGCCUUUUGUUCAUUGCCUCUUUAGCUCCAACAAAGGAUAGUUAGAACUUACCAACAAGGAAAAUGGCUACAGCGGGUGACAGCAUUGGACAGGCGCUUUCCUUCAUCGCAUCAGCCAAUCAGGAGCUUAGAAAACAGCGUUCUGAGGAGGCUGUAACCCUCUUCUGCAAAGGAUAUGCCUUGGAGCCUGGCCUGGUCAAAGAUCACCUGGUCACCUUGCCACGGAACCACUUACAGAGCGUAAUUUACACACUGGAAGACUGGUGCGUGUGCUGUGGCGGAGACUCUGAGCAACUGCUAUCGAAUUCUGAAAUAACUUUGUCUGUUGAACAAAUAUGCGACUUUAUUACGUCACCGGGUCUCCGCCCUGAUAGUCGUGUGGCAUGGUCCACGAAGCUGAGGUCACAAAUGCGAAAUAAUAACUACCUUGAGGCGGUUAAUACCUGUCUUCAAGCAGUGAAGGUAUUCGCCGAUCAAAACGAUGUCGUGUUCUUUUUAGUUGAACGCGCUGUUGCAUAUCUGUUUCUUAAAGAGAAGAGCUUUGCUGUGCAGGACUUAAUAGCCGCGUGUGACAAGGACUUUGAUGCUGCUUUAGCAUGCAUCAAGGAAUCUGGAGCGAAACUACUUCCCGUCAUUUUAGAAGCGCUGUACGAGGUCAUCGCUAAGUUUGCGAAAAAGUCGGAAAGCCACAGUGUGGAAGAGCGAUUCUUGUUGAUCAAGAUUGACCGCAUCGUUGUCGGUUUAAAUCCCGAAGACACCAGCACACUGGAAGACUGCGCUGGUCACAUGAUUAAACUUAAUCAGUACAAGGAAGCUGUAGCUUUGCUGUCUGAUGGAAUAGAUAGGUUGUCAUGUUCUGGAAGAAGGGAAAUCGAAUCCGUGGAGCUGUUACUUCAAAGAGCGCAGUGUCAUUUGGCUCUUCAAGAAACCGAGCUUGCUGUGAACGAUUACCUUAGUGCGGCGGGCCUUGAUGAAGACAUGACACGAAUCACCAUACUAGCAUUACCAGGUGCACAGCAGGAUAACAUUUCCUCGUUUGCAAAACAAACUGCAUCAGAGCUGCUGUCUCAUUUCCGUCUUAAGGCGAAACUGAACAGCGCAUGCUCAUUUGACACGAGAAACACUGCUGAAAGUCUCCUCAGAGCAGCACUUAUGUACCGGCUUCUGUAUGUCAUGGACAGAAAUAACGUUGAUGCGUUGAUUAACGCUGCGGAGUGCCUGAAACUUCAAGACAAAGACGCGGAAGCCGUCAACACACUCAACCUGGUACUUUCACUGCGACCAACCUGCUCGAAAGCGUACUAUACGCGUGCAUAUUGCCAUAUGAAAGCCGCUGAAAUGGCAAGUGCGCUCGCAGAUUUCAAUACUACCUUAGAUCUCCAGCCAAGCUUUGUGCAAGCGCUUUGUGGCCGUGCAUUUGUUUGGCUCAUGGGCGGACAAUUGGAAAAAUCUGCCAAGGACCUGAAAGAUGCUAGUGGGAUAUCAAUAGCUGCUACGGUGACUUGGAUCACGGAAUUAUCAGAAUACGGACAGCAAACGCUCAAAACUCAGCUGAAAGAGUACUUGGUGACGACUUUAAAGAAACGCCAACAGGGAGAAAAUUCGCGCGUGGAUAGCUCUCUUAUUCCUUUGGGUGAUGUCUUAACCCGCGCGUUUUCUACGGAUUUCGAGUGCCAUCUUGUUUUCGUGGAAAUUUUACUGGCACUGUGUAAAAUGGAUGAGGCUCAAGCUAUUCUUGUUCGUUUAAUAAAACAUAACCCCGAUGAUUACCUCGCUACCUUGCAUCUUGCCGCUUUGAAAAUGAGAAGAAACAAAACAUCCGACGCGUUGGAAGAUAUUUUUAGUCUUCUGAUGGCGAUCGGCGAGGAGAAGCUAACGAGCUCCAUGUUGAGGUUGACCGAGGAAGAUCGCGCGCGCUUAACACGUGAAGCGCAUUGCGAGGGAAUUCAGAGGUUUAACGCGUGCUCCGAAAAUCUCUCUGCCCAAGGAUAUUUCACCGUGGCCAUCGCCGCCUCCCAAAACAAAGCCUGCGAAUCUUACGUAUGGCGCGCAAAAUUGAACAUUUUGAAGGGAGAGCUAGACAUGGCCAUAAAAGACUUAGAUUAUAUACUCGCUAUAAAGCCGAACUAUGUUGAGGUAUUGUGUCAGCGUGGACUCCUUUUCGCUCAGAAGAACAAUUUGAAACAAAGUUACCAAGACCUGUUACAAGCAUUGCUUCUCAAUACUCAGGCGCUCAAAACUUUCAUUCUAUCACUUGCGGAGAAUCGCAAACAACUACUUUUAGCAAGGCUUGAAGAUUGUGCUCAGAUGUUGUUUUCUCAUUAUCUAUCACGGGGUUUUCGGUCGAAGUGCAUUUUAAAGCUCUGCCAGUUGUUGGUUCAAGUGGGUGCUGACGUAGUCUCAUAUCACAGCAUGUACGCUGACGGUUUGAUCAUCUUCGAAGAUUAUCAAAAAGCUGCCGAGGAGCUUGAUGUCGCUGAACGACUCAGUCCCGGAGAUGCCUCGGUGCUAAGCCGAAGAGGACUCGUCCAUGUCAAACUGAAUGAAAUUGAGAUUUCGGCGGGAAAGUUUCAGCGAGCAGCCGAGAUAGAUUCAGAAGCAGUAACGUUUGCACUUGCUACCUUGAACUCGGCACAGAAGGAAAGUCUCGUAAGAAUCGCGAUCGAUAAAGCAAAUGAACACACCCGAGUGAACAAAAACAAACAAGCCUUGGGCUAUUUCACUCUCGCAGUAGCCGCCUCUGAUGGUCAAUGUAGUACUACUCAGCAGCAAGAAAUCUUGCGCAUGCGUUCUAAGUGCUUUGAACGUCUCCGGGAGUAUCAGCACGCUAUUGCAGACAUGACGAACGUCAUCACAUCCGGGACACCCAUAGUAGGCGAUCUCGUGGCACGUGCGAAUCUCCACCUACUCAAUGACAAUUUUAAAGGCGCAUCUCUUGAUUUUGUUGUUGCUAUGGAUACCCAGGAAGUUACAGCCAUAACUUUGAUGUCAUCCUAUCCGGGCAAAGAUGCCGUCAUUAAAGCGUUCCUUAAGGCCGCUACGGCUGAUCUAAACUGCAAAAAGUUUUCCGACGGACUUACGAUUUGCACUUACGGUUUGAGACUGGAUCCUAACAAUGUAGAGUUAAGAAACCUAAAGCGCAAGUGUGAAUUUGGAGUAAGCAACAAAUGUUUUAUUCAGUAA
Messenger RNA from Porites lobata, 7149 nucleotides. NCBI's taxonomy places the organism in Eukaryota, Metazoa, Cnidaria, Anthozoa, Scleractinia, Poritidae. The record is from the annotation of a GenBank genome assembly.